GCGAAGUGACAUCAUCCAUGAAGCCCGUGGUUCGUUUCAUGCCAGAAAGCAGGCUGUUGUUACUCACUAACUGCUCUGGGAAGUUGUGCCCGACUCGGAGGCCUCUCCCACAGCUUUAACAGAUACAGGAGCUACAGGUUAUUCCGUUUAGCUAGCGGUAAAACACCACGGACCAUGUCUUUCGUCCCAGGACAGCCGGUGACUGCUGUUGUGCAACGGAUCGAGAUCCAGAAACUGCGGCAGAAUGACCACCUGAUCCUGGGCUUCAGUAUUGGAGGAGGGAUAGACCAGGACCCUGGACAGAACCCCUUCUCUGAGGACAAGACUGACAAGGGCAUCUACGUGACGAGAGUAUCAGAAGGUGGACCAGCAGAGUUGGCGGGCUUGCAGAUAGGAGACAAAAUAAUGCAGGUUAAUGGCUGGGAUAUGACCAUGGUGACCCACGACCAGGCUCGUAAAAGACUAACGAAGAAGAACGAGCAAGUGGUGCGGCUACUGGUGACCAGGAAGUCGCUGGAGGAUGCUGUCAGACACUCUAUGUCUAACUACCCCAAAUAAUCCCAAUAACAUGGCAGCACUAUGCAUACCACUGAUUAAUGCAAUAUCCAAGGACUGAACUUUGACAUGUACUGAGACUCCCACAACGUAGGAUAAUGGCUGCAGCGUGGCCUUUCUACCCAGCUCAAUGCAAAAAAAAAAAAAAAAAGCACACACACAUACACACACACACACAGACUACAUCAGAUCUCCUGCUGUGCCACGAGUCACACAAGUCUGCACAUGCCCAUGCUGACUCGGGCUGAUUAGUCAGCACUUUGUGAGGAUGCUCUUCCUUUCUGUAUUCAUUCAAGCUCAUCCACUCGAAUCAAUUUUUUAAAAUAUCCAUUCAAUUCAAACAGAUCUUCAAAAAUGUCCAAUUCCAUGCACAAGGCUAGGCCUAAUUACACUUGAUGAGAGCACAACAAAAGUGCUUUGAUUUUCAGUAAUGAUUUUUAUAAUUCCAUGUUUGAAAUACAUUUGUAAUCCUGGUAUGAGUGGUGAGUGCCGGACACUAAUAAGAUGAUUUCUCUUCUGUUUUUGUGCGACACUAUUCGUUUUUCCAAAAUAUACUUGCAUACAUGAUAUUUCCCAACUGAAAGUUGAGUGCAGCACAAUAUUCUUGUUUUAUUUCCAUAUAGCAGUAUUUUCCACAUCACAUUUCUUUGCUAAUAAUUCUUUGGGAGUAAUAAUAGUCUCUCAUAGUAGGGGCUAAUUGUAGGUAAACAGACUUUCCAGAUGCCUCAGCCUGAAGGACAUCUUUGGCCGUGCUACAGAUCAAAUAUUUUCUUAAAGUGUGAAAUACAUAUGGGAAAUUCAGUCCUGUUUAUCGCAUCCUCAGUAAUUCCUCCGUACCUUUAAUCUCAUUUAAAUACAAGAACCAAUACUUUGCAUAUUGUCAGACAUUCUUGUCAGGAUUCGUCUGACAUCAAAAACCAAAGUAAAAUGUCAAGUAACUGUUGACUGUAACUGUAGACUGAUCAAUUUAAAGUUGUUCGCAAUCAUUUUAUAUGUGUACCAAGUUUGUAUCACAAACUUUAUACACACCUGACAUGAACAGUUUUUUUUUUUUCAAUGCAUUGGAAUUUGUUUUCACCAGUCCUCUCAUGUAUCUGUACUUUUUGUUUUCUCUUGUGUUGUUUGAUAUCUUUUGUUAUUGAAUGAGUGGGAAAAUAACACCUUCACACUUUG
Myripristis murdjan (pinecone soldierfish) is the source of this 1728-nucleotide messenger RNA. RefSeq names its product Tax1 (human T-cell leukemia virus type I) binding protein 3 (gene tax1bp3). Gene Ontology annotation, molecular function: protein kinase binding. NCBI's taxonomy places the organism in Eukaryota, Metazoa, Chordata, Actinopteri, Holocentriformes, Holocentridae. The record is from RefSeq and is a predicted model, not a curated record. The transcript has 4 exons. Gene Ontology annotation, cellular component: adherens junction; basolateral plasma membrane; postsynaptic membrane. Gene Ontology annotation, biological process: establishment or maintenance of epithelial cell apical/basal polarity; cell-cell adhesion; neurotransmitter receptor transport postsynaptic membrane to endosome. The coding region runs from base 175 to 558 and encodes 127 amino acids.